UUUUGUUUGCUUGUUUGAAGAAAAGGGUAUAUUUUACUGGAUGUAAUUUUUAAGUUUUGUAUCAGUAAGUUAUUUUAAAAUUAAAUUAAUAUGAAAAUAAGAGGAACAACAAGAGUUGUGUGUGAGUUCGUCUAACUACUAUAUAAUCAUCCUGCUGUAAGCUUACAAGGAACAACACAACAGUUUUCUGUGAAGUUGAUUUGACUUUGAAAGACAAACAAGUAUGUGUAGUACAGGGUUUGUGACCUCGAUGAAAGAUACAUGGGGUCCCACUGAUGAAGCGAAUGGGUACUCCCUGCAGGAUAUAGAUACAGAUAGACCACCCUCAGCGCCGGCAACCCCCAUCACAUACAAGGCCACUCCACCGCCGACACCGAUAUUCCAACCGGAAGUGAAAUCCCCAAAGAACAAACCCAAGUCUCCUGAACAGCCUACCAACCCUCCACCACCACCGUCCCCUCUGGAGGAUGAUCUGAGAGACAAUGAGGCAGUUGUACCGUUACAACCCGUAGAGGAGAUUAAAAAAAAGGUGUUUGUCUAUAAGUCACGUCACAAGACGAAGACAAGGGAUGUUACCCAUAAUCGUGCUCUCACGCCAUAUUUGGGUGAGCGAAGAAAAUUGUUGUUAGAGGGUCAAGUCAAGCCAACUGAUGGAUUAAAGCCAAUAAGAAGUAAUUGGAAAAGGUUUAAGAUGAGCUGGAAUGAAGCCAUGUAUUCAUUUGAUGUCUGGAGAGGAGCUCUGAAGAAAAUUGAAGGUCACCAGGGAAUGAGCGUGGUGUCAUACUUCACCUUCCUGAGAUGGCUGUUCCUCCUCAACUUCUUCAUCUUCCUCCUCAUCUUCUGGGUGAUCACGUUCUUCCAGGUGGCCUUCAAAGCCACAACUGUGUACGACACCGAUCUGAUCGGCUCAGACUCGAAGUUCAAUACAACAAUUGCAGAGACGUGUUCGGCGUCAUAUACUACCAAUGUCUCCUCGGAUGCUUUGACCCUUAUUCUGGACUUCUUCCAGGGAACGGGAUGGAUGGAGGAUACAGCAAUGUUCAACGGCUUUUACACGGACAAGAAAUUGGAGCUGGCUGCCUCCAACUACAACAUGCCUCUUGCCUACUUCCUGGUUACGGUUGCCGUGAUGCUCAUCAGCCUCGUUGUCAUGGUGCACAACACACUUUCCAAUUUAAAGAACACAGUGAUGCCUAAGGAAAACACCUCCAAGGUCAACGUUUGCAAUGUAGUAUUUGCAGGCUUGGAUUUCAACAUUGCACAGUUGGAAUCAAUGGUUCUUAAACUGAAGAGCAUCCACCUGGGACUGGUGUCUGAGUUGCAAGAACAGCGACAUAAGAAGGAGAAAAAGAACCGUACGAGCGAAGAGAAGUACAAGGUGUACACGGCGCGCUUCUUUGUCAACUUCAAUAUCAUUCUGAUGCUUGGUGGAGCAGGGGUAGCCAUCUACUACGCUCAGGAGUUCUCUGCAGAUUUCACCACCCAGCCGGAUGUGGCGACCAAUUACCACUCCCUGGUUAUCCUUCUGGUACAGUUCCUGCCCUCCAUUGUGAUUGGUGUUCUAAACGGAGCCUACCCUGUCAUCUUUGGCCUCCUCGGGAAGUUGGAGGGUUACUGCCCAGCUACAGCUAUCUGUUUUCAGCUCAUCAGGAUGGUGUUCCUGCGACUUGCCUCUCUAGUGAUGAUAGUUGUCUCCCUAUACGUGCAGAUCACAUGCAGCAGAGACCUGAACAGCUGCCGUGUGGGAGAUGGCAACCCAUGUGCUGCUAUCCAGUGUUGGGAGACGUAUGUAGGGUCAGCCUUCUACAAGCUGAUCGUCUUUGACUUCAUAAUCAACGUGGCAGUCACACUUGGGGUAGAGGGACUCAGAAAAUUGAUAUCCUCCAAGUGCCAAUGCAGCCUUGUUAAAACAAUUGCGCAGUCAGAAUUUGAUCUUCCGAGUAAUAUUCUUGAUCUAGUUUACUCUCAAACACUGCUAUGGAUUGGUAUCUAUUUUGCUCCACUCAUUUCUGCUGUUAGCGUCGUAUGCUACUUCAUGAUCUUCUACGUCAAAUACCUGUCAGCAAUGUACUUAACAGUUCCACCUGAGAAACCAUACCAGGCCUCCAAAUCAAACUCAUUCUUCACAAUUAUCCUCAUGGUGGCCUUCUUCGUGAUUUGUGUGCCUGUAGGCUACGUUUUGUCCAACCUGGAACCGUCGCCCAUGUGCGGUCCAUUCAGAGUGUACAGUGCCCCGGCAGACAUUAUCAGAGUACAGAUAGAUAAUGCCUCCUUCUGGUUCUCUGUCAUAUGGAGAGUUGUGACAUCGUCAGCAUUUGUGGCGACUCUAAUCAUACUGUUGAUCCUGCUGGUGUACUACUGCACUGCUCUCAAGUCUGCCCACAAGGACAUGAUGAAUGAUCAAUUAAAGCUCGAGGGCAUGGACAAGAAGUACCUAUUUUCCCGCAUCAACGAGCUAGGGGGCACACCAACAGAAAGUGUCGCCGCAGAACGUUCAAGUGGCGCCAGCAUCUCCAUCCAAUCAGAGACAGUAGCAGCAGUCGGCACUUGAUGAUUGGUAGAAUGGUGUCACGUUAGGCCAGCAUUGCAUUUAAUCUGAUAACAUUAUGGUCUAAAAUGGGUUAUGUUUGAGUGUUUUUUUUAAUUAUUUAAAUGCAGUUAAUUUAUAUAAUUAUAUUUUUUAAAUGAUGAUGGUCUAUAAAUAUACAACUCAUUAACUCUAAGGCAUUUACUACUGUAAUACCAUUUCAUUGUACUGAGUUACAAGGUUAUACCAAAUAUUAAUAAUAUUUCUCUCUGUUUUUUGUUAGUAAUAAAUGUUUUCUAUGAA
This is a messenger RNA of Dreissena polymorpha, 2830 nucleotides long. RefSeq names its product transmembrane channel-like protein 7. The record is from RefSeq and is a predicted model, not a curated record. Gene Ontology annotation, molecular function: mechanosensitive monoatomic ion channel activity. Lineage: Eukaryota; Metazoa; Mollusca; Bivalvia; Myida; Dreissenidae. Gene Ontology annotation, cellular component: plasma membrane. The transcript is spliced from 15 exons. Bases 224 to 2551 code for a protein of 775 amino acids.